This is a messenger RNA of Capsella rubella, 1830 nucleotides long. RefSeq lists its product as uncharacterized. The record is from RefSeq and is a predicted model, not a curated record. Bases 1 to 1830 code for a protein of 609 amino acids. NCBI's taxonomy places the organism in Eukaryota, Viridiplantae, Streptophyta, Magnoliopsida, Brassicales, Brassicaceae. The transcript has a single exon.
AUGUCAGAAUCUUUAAAUCUUAGGUUGAAAGCGAGAGAGAUUCUUGUGAGCCCAAGCCAUGAAGAACUAGAGAUUGUUGUGAAUCAUCUCUUUAAGCGUAAAGAAUCCAAAGAAUAUCAAACAUCGUCUGCUCUGUACGACCUCUUUGUCUCUGAUUUCCCAGAUUGCUUGGCCCUCAAGCUUCUUCAGGUCUAUCAAUCUUCUUCCAGUGGCGUUACCAGAUUCAGAUCAAUCUAUCAACUCUCAGAGACUCUCACUGCUUUGAGAAACCGCAACUUCAAACUCUCUAUUGACUCUCUUUAUGAAAUCAAAAGGGUUUUGAUUACGUGCUUGACAAGGCAAGAUACCAAAGAAUCCGACAUCAAGAUUUUCAGAAGAAUCGUGUCUUGUGUAGCUUACAAUGUUUUGGACUUGCAUAAAGACGAAUGGGAUGAGCUCGGUGAUUGUAUCGUAUUGCUUGCAGUUGCAGAUAAAGAACAUGUCAAGGCUUUUCACGUCUUCCUCGAAUUGCCACCAGUCUACGAGGAGUUCAUCAAGAAGGUUCUGAAGAUUAUGUUAGAUAAAGCUAAGGAGGUUUUGGUUAAUCCUGAGGAAAAUGGAGUUGAUGAUUGGAGCUUGGCUUUACAAACUCUUGUUAAAUUGGGGAUUCAGUUUUUCAAUACAGGAAUGAAACAAGACGUGAUCAAGAAUAUAAUGAGAUCUCAGCUUUUAAAUAUUCUUCAAUCAGCAAAGAAGCUAGUGGAGAUGGGAGAAGAGAAGUUUUUGGUACGAGGGCUUGAAGAUUUUCAAAGGUUCUUGUCAAGAGACAUGAAUCUUUAUAACUACACUAAAGAACAAUGCCAUUUUGUGUCCACGUUCGUGAGUGAGAUUGGAAAUGUCAGAGAAGUAGGAACACUAACCAAGGAGAUUGUAAGAAAGAUCAACAUGUUGUUUACAAGACAACCUCAGGGAACUCAAGAUCAUGAAGCUGAAUUUGUCCGUGACUGGUAUGGUCAUUUGAAAGAUUUAUCUGCACUAGAAGUCUUAGAGAUCUUUGCGUCCAGUGAUCUUGAAGAUAGGUCAAGAGAGAUAGCAAUCAGAAGGGUCAAUGUAUUACUCUCUGAUCAUGCAGACAUUGCAGAGAUGAGAGAACUCCAACCCUUGCUCAUAUAUUGCCUUGAGGAAGAAGAAACCUCGGAAGAUAUGUUCAAAGUUCUAGGUCAGGUGGUGAAUCACGUUGCGUAUGAGUUGUUUAAACACCAAGAUGUCACAUGGUACGCUUUACGCAAUUAUAUUGCAUCGAGUGAAACAGAGUUCGAGAGAGCGGUUUAUAUCUUCCAGUGCUUAACAAUGCCACUUGAAGAUGAAGAGUUUGUAAUUCCUGUGAUUGAAGUUCUUCUCCCAGAGAUAAGUAAAAGACUAAAACCACCAACAGAGUUGUUGGUAGAUAACAGUUGUUGGGUUUUAGCGUUUACUGGUGCCUUCUUCGCAGCUAUUCACUUGAUAGAGGUCUCAAGUUAUGCUAAAGCUGUUAAGGAGAUUGCUCAUAAGAUGAUAGAUUCAGUGAGGAAGCUUGUGGAAAGAGGAAUGGAAGUUGGGGUUGUGAGGAGAGCUUUCAGAGAUGUGGAAAUCAUUGUGAAGAAACAAAUGAGUUGGUAUGGUACAAGCGAGUACAAAUUGAUUAAGAGUUUGCUUUGGAGACUGUAUACAAUCAAAGGCAUGAAAUGGGAAAGUAAGAUUGUGUUGUGGAGAAUCAAUGUGAUUGUUGAGAGAGGAGUGAAUGAAAUGGUUAAAGAGCUGCCAGAGAAUGAGUUUGAUUGGCUGAACCUUACCAAUGUGGUUGUUGAAUAG